Adineta ricciae is the source of this 447-nucleotide messenger RNA. The record is from the annotation of a GenBank genome assembly. Lineage: Eukaryota; Metazoa; Rotifera; Eurotatoria; Adinetida; Adinetidae.
AUGGAAAGCUUUUAUCGACUUCCAUUCAACUUUGUUCAAUGUCCAAAUCUAAAAUUAAAGAAACCAUCAUGGAUCCGAAAACCGUCCAAUACAACCGUUCUAUUUGGUCUGCUCGUUUCUUACUUCUUGGUCACAGCCGGUGUUAUUUAUGACAUUAUUGUUGAACCUCCAAGCGUUGGCAGCACAACUGAUGAAUAUGGCCAUCACAAGCCCGUAGCUUUCAUGCCAUGGCGUAUCAAUGGGCAAUAUAUCAUGGAAGGUCUCGCUGCUGCAUUCAUGUUCACAUUAGGUGGUCUUGGCUUUAUUCUACUCGAUCAAACAAACAAACCAAAUAUGCCACGCCUCAACCGAGUACUGAUGAUUCUUUGCUCAUUUAUUUUUAUCCUUGUUGCAUAUGGUGCGACUAAAAUCUUCAUUCGCAUUAAAAUGCCCAGCUACUUGAGUUAG